GCGGGCUCAAAGUUGCAGGGCUGGGCGGGGUGGGGGGUGGGGGGACGCCGGCUGCGCAGUUUGGAUGUUGAGGGCGCUCCCACUCGUAGGGGCUCCAUAAUUUGAACGUUUCCAAACUGGACCGAAGGCGACGGGAGACUAGGCCUCAGAAAACCAUGGCUACUGCCAAGGGAAUGGCCAUAGGCAUCGACUUGGGCACCACCUACUCGUGCGUGGGGGUGUUCCAGCAUGGCAAGGUGGAGAUCAUCGCCAAUGACCAGGGCAACCGCACCACCCCCAGCUACGUGGCCUUCACAGACACAGAGAGGCUCAUUGGAGAUGCCGCCAAGAACCAGGUAGCCAUGAAUCCCCAGAACACAGUCUUUGAUGCCAAACGUCUGAUUGGCAGGAAAUUUAAUGAUCCUGUUGUGCAAUCAGAUAUGAAACUUUGGCCUUUUCAAGUGAUCAAUGAAGGAGGCAAACCCAAGGUGCUGGUGUCCUACAAAGGGGAGAAUAAAGCUUUUUACCCUGAGGAAAUCUCUUCGAUGGUACUGACUAAGAUGAAGGAGACUGCUGAGGCUUUUUUGGGCCACCCUGUCACGAAUGCUGUGAUCACAGUGCCAGCCUAUUUCAAUGACUCUCAACGCCAGGCUACAAAGGAUGCAGGUGUGAUUGCAGGACUCAAUGUGCUAAGAAUCAUCAAUGAACCCACAGCUGCUGCCAUUGCCUACGGUUUAGAUAAAGCAGGUCAGGGAGAGCGACAUGUCCUGAUCUUUGAUCUGGGUGGAGGCACAUUUGAUGUGUCCAUCCUGACCAUAGAUGAUGGGAUUUUUGAGGUAAAGGCCACGGCUGGCGACACCCACCUGGGUGGGGAGGACUUUGACAAUAGGCUUGUGAGCCACUUCGUGGAGGAGUUCAAGAGGAAACACAAGAAGGACAUCAGCCAGAACAAGCGAGCCGUGCGGCGGCUGCGCACUGCCUGCGAAAGGGCUAAGAGGACCCUAUCAUCCAGCACCCAGGCCAACCUGGAAAUUGAUUCACUUUAUGAAGGCGUUGAUUUCUACACAUCCAUCACCAGGGCCCGGUUUGAAGAGUUGUGUGCAGACCUGUUUAGAGGCACUCUGGAGCCUGUGGAAAAAGCUCUUCGGGAUGCCAAGAUGGAUAAAGCAAAAAUCCAUGACAUUGUUUUAGUAGGGGGCUCCACCCGCAUCCCCAAGGUGCAGAGGCUGCUUCAAGACUACUUUAAUGGACGUGAUCUCAACAAAAGCAUCAACCCUGAUGAGGCAGUAGCCUAUGGGGCUGCGGUACAGGCAGCCAUUUUGAUGGGUGACAAGUCUGAGAAGGUACAAGACCUGCUUUUGUUGGAUGUGGCUCCCCUAUCCCUAGGGUUAGAGACAGCUGGGGGCGUGAUGACUGUCCUGAUCAAGCGCAACUCCACCAUCCCCACCAAGCAGACACAGAUCUUCACCACGUAUUCAGACAACCAGCCUGGGGUAUUGAUCCAGGUGUACGAAGGUGAGAGGGCCAUGACACAGGACAACAACCUUCUUGGACGCUUUGACCUGACUGGAAUCCCUCCUGCACCCAGGGGAGUUCCUCAGAUCGAGGUGACCUUUGACAUUGAUGCCAAUGGUAUUCUCAAUGUCACAGCCACGGACAAGAGCACAGGCAAGGCCAACAAGAUAACCAUCACCAAUGACAAGGGCCGUCUGACCAAGGAGGAGAUUGAGCGCAUGGUUCUGGAUGCUGAGAAAUAUAAAGCUGAAGAUGAGGUCCAGAGGGAGAAAAUCGCUGCAAAAAAUGCCUUAGAAUCCUAUGCUUUUAACAUGAAGAGUGCUGUGAGUGACGAAGGUCUGAAGGGCAAGAUUAGUGAAUCUGAUAAAAAGAAAAUACUGGAUAAAUGCAACGAGGUCCUUUCGUGGCUGGAGGCCAAUCAACUGGCCGAGAAAGACGAGUUUGAUCAUAAGAGGAAGGCAUUGGAGGAGGUGUGUAACCCCGUCAUCACAAAACUCUACCAAGGAGGAUGCACUGGGCCUACCUGUGCAACAGGGUAUACGCCUGGAAGGCCUGCUACGGGACCCACCAUUGAAGAAGUAGAUUAAUUUUUUCAGCAAUUGGAGUGUUCUAGGGUGCCUCUAAGUGAAUUUUCCCCUUAUCUUCAAACAUCAUUACGGUUCUGGAAUUGACUGGAUCUGAACCUAAGUUACUAUCCCUUUGGGAUUCUGAUGGAGUCUCAUACACCAUCUCUUCACACUCCUCAACGUUCUGUUUCUCACUCUGGAGUGGACUCUUAGGAGAACAACACCCCUCUUGGAACCAUUUGUUGAAUUUGAAUGUCUGUUAUUUAUUUCUGGCCACCCUAACUUUCUUCUUCCUGUAUGGAUGGUUAUUUGUCACUCAAUAAAUUUGUUCCUAAUGGAAAUUACUUCUGGUAUCUUUAGGCUGUGAGUGUCCCUUGAAAAAUAAGGAAAAGGAGAAUUCAUGGAAAGAGCAUGAUUCUCUGUGAGCUCAUCGUGAAUGAUUAAAGUGGUAAGGGCAAA
Propithecus coquereli (Coquerel's sifaka) is the source of this 2519-nucleotide messenger RNA. RefSeq names its product heat shock 70kDa protein 1-like (gene HSPA1L). The record is from RefSeq and is a predicted model, not a curated record. Lineage: Eukaryota; Metazoa; Chordata; Mammalia; Primates; Indriidae. Gene Ontology annotation, molecular function: heat shock protein binding; ATP hydrolysis activity; ubiquitin protein ligase binding. The coding region runs from base 156 to 2081 and encodes 641 amino acids. The transcript has 2 exons. Gene Ontology annotation, biological process: protein refolding; cellular response to unfolded protein. Gene Ontology annotation, cellular component: blood microparticle; cytoplasm; vesicle.